AUGGAAGCAGAUGAAAGGAAAGUACGGUUAAUUAUCUUUUACAGAGAUGCCCCAUGUGUGGUUGUUAAUGUUGAAUAUCGCCUGGGACCAGAACAUCGCUUUCCUGCCAGUAACGAUGAUGCCAAGUGUGUGGUACGCUGGGUAACCAUGAAUAAGUCUCUACUAGGUGCUGUCAACAACAGUACCGUGGGUGUAGGCGGAGACAGUGCGGGGGGACAGCUUGCGGCCACUGUAGCUCACCAGCUACACAGUGUUAUAGGUUACCAGGUAUUGGUGUACCCUAAUGUAGACUAUAGAAAACAGUAUCCAUCUCAGGAAGAAUUUGAAAACUUCCCAGGACUUUCUAAAGAGAUGACUCAGUGGUUCUCUAAAAACUACAUUGAUGAUUCUGAUAGGGAGACAGUUCUAGCAUCACCUAUUCUAAAUGAGAAGUUUAACUGUCUGCCACCUGCGCUGAUCAUCUUAGCAGAAUUUGAUGUUCUUAAAGAUGCAGGUUAUGCGUACCAUGAAAAGCUGAAGACAGCAGGAAUCAGGUCACAGACAUUUUGUGUGAGAGGAGUAACACAUGGCUUUUUCCAUCUCCCAGGUCACUUUAAGGAAUCCUGCCAGAGAGCGCAUGAAAAGGUCUGCAAGUUCAUCAAAGCCAGCUCGUGAUGAAAUGGCUGUACGUUGCCUCGGUUACCAAGGUUUAAUGCCAUGGGAUGAUAUUGUGUUAAUAAUUCUCUGCUUUCUUUAACAGUGUUUGUAUGUAAAUAUCAAUGGUGUAUCGCUAGUCAAUAUAAUAAGAUUUUAGAAAAUAUCAAUUUUAUACAAUUUAGUCCCAUGGAACAAUUCUGACUCAAUAUUUCUAACCCAGAAUCGUCUUUUAUCUCGAUCUGUAGCUAAAAUUCCUUGAAAUCUCAGCUCUGUUUUAUUUUAAAAUCUAAUUAAAAAAA
Molecule: messenger RNA, 935 nt
Organism: Ylistrum balloti
Lineage: Eukaryota; Metazoa; Mollusca; Bivalvia; Pectinida; Pectinidae
Product: carboxylic ester hydrolase LipN-like
Exons: 7
Coding region: 1-654 (217 amino acids)
Molecular function (GO): hydrolase activity
Source: RefSeq, a predicted model, not a curated record